CAUUCUACAAACACGUAUAUUAAUUGAUUCAGCUUUCUUAUCACAUCAAACAUUGAGUACUUUCCGGUGUUGUCGACGCUGCUAAAAGAUAAACCAAAAUUUCAAACAAUAUUAUGGAUUUAGAUGCGAUUGAUGUGGUAGAAAUUGAGAGUGAAAAUUCUGGUGAUGAUAAAAAUGUUGAUUCCAAGUCAAUAUUAAAUGAUCAAAGUGAUAAAGAUCUUGAAGACAAUGAAGAGGAAAGAAACGAGGAAAUUAAAACAGCUGAGGUGAAUCAAUUACACAUGAUGAACAAUUAGAAGAAGGAUUUUGUGAUUGGAUAGUAAAAAGUCUGAGCUGUGUGAGUUGUAUAACCUGUACCGACUGCCCUGACCGCUUUGGAAAAAACUGUUGUUCAUUAUGCAAGUGGGACUUAGAUAUCAAUUUAAAUGCAACAAAUCAGAACACCAAUCCAUCGCAACCAGUGGCAAAUAAGCGCGAUGAAUCGCUUUCGCAAGAUAAAGAAACGAUUAAAAAUUUGGAAAACAAAAUUGAAAAGAUGAAAAAGAUGCAACAAGUUAAACAUAAUGAAUGUAUACGAUUGAAAACUAAAAUUGGAGAACUGUCGGAGGUAAUAACGAAGUUGGAAGGGCAGCUUUCGACAGUAAAGACCGAUAAUGCUCGCUUGCAAACAGAUUUGCUUGAGUGUCAGAAACAAAAUGUAGAUCAUAAGACAGAAGUUAACCGACUUGAAUUGGAACUCACAAAAGCUGCUUCAGAGUUGAUUAGGCAAUCAAUGAAGACACAGGAUCUGGAGGAAACUUUGGAAAGCUGUAGAACAGAACUUAAUCAAAUUUCAAAACAACGCAAGGAUCUAAGUAGAGCUUUCGAUAAGACGGAUGAUCAGCAACGUUUAAAAAUGAAAAACCUGCACGAAACCUUGCAGAAAUCGGAGUAUGAGAAAGCUGAAUUGGAUGGCCAAAUCAGACGGCGUCAUUGUGAAUUGCAAGCUGCAAUAGCACGGGAACAUCAGGCUUUACGUGACAAUGCGCUACUGCAACAGAAGCUGACAGCGCUUGAAAAUCAAUCAAAAUAAAACCCAUACAGUUUGGAGUUCCCACUGCAAAGGCAAAUUUCGUCUAAAAAUUCAAUAUUAUAUAUAUUGUAUCUAAGUCCUUAAACAAAAGUGUUUAUUCAACACAUAGAAUUGCGAUUGUAAGAAAAGCCGUAUUGUAUAUGGCAUCUAAAAUCGCUAUAUAGACCGUUCUUGAGCAUUGUUGGCAAAAUUGAUAGUAUUCCAGGACGAUGAUAUAGAGCCGCUAGUCUGUUUAUGUAUUAAAAUUAUUGAAAAUUGUAGAAUGUUAAGAGAUUGUUUUCAUUACAGUAAACGAAGCAUUUAUUAUGAAACCAUCACGAAUCUCUAGUGUGCGUUAUCUGGAACGUUUAGGAAACUUGUUGAUCGGUCGUUUUAGGGAAACAGAAUACUAAUGCAAAUUUCCAUGUUGAUGUUACUGUAUUCGUACUUGUGUUCGUGUUAUAUUAUGCCAUAUAAAUUUACUCUUGCUCAGAAGGAAAGGUCGAAAAUGAUCACAGCGAAAGUUUCGAGAAAUUUAUAUUGUUCAUUCUACUUCUUUGGCACAACAACCGCUGUCGGUCAAGGCCUGCUGCUGCUGCCUGUACCCAACUAGUGAAUUGGAGCUAUAUUGUUCAUUAGCUAGCAAAUAUAAAAUCAUAUUUUACAUUAUUCUUCAUCGGUUAAAUUAUGUUAUAUUUAUAUCUUAAUUUGUAUAUUGCUAUUGUGAUUCAUUGCUAGUGCCAGUUUCAUUCAAAGUAUGCAGUGAAUGACAACAAUAACUGUUGAGUAAUUACUAUCCUUCUUCUCAUCGUAUGUUGUUUUCAUAGGCCAAAAUUAAAUUAAAAAAAAUAAAUAAAUAAAUAAAAUAUCGAAAUGUCAAAUAAAAUGUAAGAAAUGUUUAUCGGGUAUCAAGUAAAUAUGCCGGUAAUAUGUUUAUAUCACGCACCGACUGAGCCUGCGGA
Anopheles arabiensis is the source of this 2013-nucleotide messenger RNA. Its product is annotated as golgin subfamily A member 3-like. The transcript has 10 exons. NCBI's taxonomy places the organism in Eukaryota, Metazoa, Arthropoda, Insecta, Diptera, Culicidae. The record is from RefSeq and is a predicted model, not a curated record. The coding region runs from base 536 to 1072 and encodes 178 amino acids.